AACGUAAACUAUUGACGCAUUCUAAAUAGAUCACAUAUGCACUACUAACAAAAUACAUACAUUUUUUAGGGAUGGUCGAAGUCAAACAGAGUCAGACCGCGGCAUUUCUUAAAACUAAAAUAUUGGACACAUUAGCUGAAUACAACGUGCCAAUUGAAAAUAUUUUCUCGGUAACAGUAGACAACGGGGCCAACAUGGUGGCAGCUGUUAAAAAGUUACGCCAAGAAUUGGAGCAAGCGUUGUUGGAGAAACUAGAUGAUGGAAAUGAGGAUUUUGAGAAGACAACAGAUGAGCAUGAACCGGAACGCGAUAUUUCCGCUGAACUGUGCGUUGAAUUCCAGGAGCGCAUCAAUCUCGUGAGAUGUGCGGUGCACACUCUGCAACUGUCGAUACUGGAUGUUGUGAACAAGUCCCACGAAAGCGUAAAAGGUCUAACUGAACUGGCGAGAAAAUCAAAAAACAUGAAGUACCAGACAAAUUUUGACCACCACAAUGCCACACAUCCUCAAAUUUGGUGCCAAACCAGAUGGGGUGGAAUCUUUGAAAUGGUGGAGGCAUUUAAAACUCAGAGGACUUUCUUCGAACAACUGGCUGCUCAGUUUCCAGAGCUUGAUCUUACCAACCAUUGGAAAUUCAUAGACGACUACUAUGAAGCAUUCAAGCCUUUGUACAUCUGUACCAAGAGGAUGCAAGCGGAGCAUGUUUCUUUGCCUGACUUUUACAUGCUUUGGCUAAGGGCCAUAAGCGAAGUGCGAAAGGUCACCGGUAAUCAAUUCGUUCCUGGCUUGCUUACUUCGCUCAAUACAAGGCUAACAACCCUUCGAGGAUCAAGGGCCUUCAAAAUGGCUCUUUUCCUUGAUCCACGAUUCAACUAUCGUGGAUCAAAGUUUUUCUCACCUGAGGAGAAAAUGGAAAUUAUGGGGUACAUCAACGAAACAUGGCAGCGGAUUCGCCAACUACAAUCGCCAGCAUCCACUUCAAGCACAAGGAACGAAUCUCUGUCAGAGUCCGAACGAAAUGAUGAUUUUGAUGAGUAUCUCACUGAGAUGUACGGUGGCUCUGUCAAUACUGAUGGAGAACCCAGCGAGACGAAGUUUCUACAACAACUACAGUCACUGGACUUGGAACCACGCCAGAAUUCUAACUACAACGUUUGGGACCACUGGUUGCGACGUAAGACAACACAUCCCGAGUUGUAUGCUGUGGCCAUGGUUGUGUUGUCCACACCAUCAAACCAGGUCUCAGUAGAAAGGGCCUUUAGUGUUCUUGGUCUAGUGUUGAGCAACCUUCGCACCAAACUCGCGGAGGAUACAUUAACCAACAUACUAUUAGUAAAGUUGAACAAAGCUCUAUUCCCGCAGGCUAUUGCGACGGCCUACAACUGGAAAGAAGUCGAAAGAAAUUAGAUCACUGUUUGAUGAUUGAA
This is a messenger RNA of Aedes aegypti (yellow fever mosquito), 1426 nucleotides long. RefSeq lists its product as uncharacterized. The coding region runs from base 72 to 1406 and encodes 444 amino acids. Gene Ontology annotation, molecular function: protein dimerization activity. The transcript has 3 exons. NCBI's taxonomy places the organism in Eukaryota, Metazoa, Arthropoda, Insecta, Diptera, Culicidae. The record is from RefSeq and is a predicted model, not a curated record.